CCCAACAUGGAAACGGCAAUAGAAAGUGCGUAUUCGUAUGCUUGCCGCCCGCUAAGAGAAUCGCGCCUUCCUGUUUUAUUUCCUCACAUCCGAUUAGAUCUCUCUGUGAGACCAACACCACAAACAUGCAAACUUGAUUCGUCUCACAAAUCAACUUGUCAAAAUGGCCGAGUCACCAUCAACGCCUGAGUCCAAUGCCACGUCUUUCGGUUCAGAUUAUGCUGAGAUUAUUAUAUUACGCCAUGGUGAAACUCUGUGGAAUGUUGAUGGAAGAAUUCAGGGACAUGUUGAUGUUGAAUUGAAUGAGGCUGGGAGACAGCAAGCAGCUUUGGUGGCUAAUCGACUUUCCAGAGAGCCUAAUAUCUCAGCUAUAUAUUCUUCUGACUUGAAGCGAGCACUUGAAACAGCAGAGACUAUUGCUGCAAGAUGCGGCGGUCUACAGGUCAUUAAAGACACAGACUUACGGGAGAGACACUUAGGAGAUCUUCAAGGCCUUGUAUUUAGUGAAGCUGCCAAAAUUAAUCCUGAGGCUUUCCGGGCUCUUUUAUCCCACAAAACUAGUCAAGAUAUCCCAGGUGGUGGAGAGAGUCUGGAUCAACUUUAUCAACGUUGUACAUCUUGUUUGCAAAGAAUUGCUAGGAAGCAUAUAGGAGAGCGAGUGAUUGUGGUUACUCAUGGGGGGGUCAUUAGUACUUUGUACGAAAAUGCUCGCCCCAAUAACAAGGCUCCAAGAAAGGUAUUGAACACAUCUAUUCAUAUUUUCCUCAUACCUGAUGAGAAAAAUUGGACCAUAAAAACUUGGGGUGAUGUUAGUCAUCUUAACCAAACAGAAUAUCUGGAAUCUGGUUUUGGUGGAGACAGAAUUUCUGGCUAGUUUGUUCUUGUUGUGAAAACAACAACUGAAAUUGGAAAAAUAUUGGGAGGAAAAAUUGCUAUUAUAUAAGGGAUUUCUCUAUUAUUCUUUCAUCCUGUAUGACCUCCAAUUGGUUGUCCUUUGUGUCAAUUGAAACUGCAGUACUUUUAUGGCCUUAUUAAAAUGUGAAGAAUCAUUUAUUUGGGAUGAUGUAAUAGAAAUUAGAUUUAUACAAUUUGUACAUAUUUAUUUUCGUUAGUCAUGUCAUUUCCUUGAAA
Jatropha curcas is the source of this 1131-nucleotide messenger RNA. RefSeq names its product phosphoglycerate mutase-like protein 4. Gene Ontology annotation, cellular component: cytoplasm; cytosol. NCBI's taxonomy places the organism in Eukaryota, Viridiplantae, Streptophyta, Magnoliopsida, Malpighiales, Euphorbiaceae. The record is from RefSeq and is a predicted model, not a curated record. Gene Ontology annotation, molecular function: phosphatase activity.